AUGCCGAACUGGGGAGGAGGCGCCAAGUGCGCGGCCUGUGAGAAGACGGCCUACCACGCCGAGGAGGUCCAGUGCAACGGGAGGAGCUUCCACAGGAGCUGCUUCAUCUGCAGUGAGAAGCUGCUUCUCACCACCGUGGCUGCGCACGAGUCUGAGAUCUACUGCAAGUCCUGCUACGGAAAGAAAUACGGGCCCAAGGGCUACGGAUACGGCCAAGGAGCCGGGGCCCUGAGCUCCGACCCCCCCGGACAGGACCAGGAGCAGCAGCCCGACCAUUCCAAACCAGAAAAGACCUCCCCAAAGCCGAACGCCAACAAGUUCUCCCAGAAGUUCGGGGGGGCGGACCGCUGCCCCCGCUGCUCCAAAGCAGUGUACGCCGCCGAGAAGGUGAUGGGAGCCGGGAAGCAUUGGCACAAAACCUGCUUCCGCUGCGCCCUGUGUGGAAAAAGCCUGGAGUCGACCACGGUGACGGACAAGGACGGAGAGCUGUACUGUAAAGUUUGCUACGCCAAGAACUUCGGCCCCAAAGGAUUCGGGCUGGGGAACGCCGCCAUGCUGGAGGAGCGAGAGUGA
This is a messenger RNA of Menidia menidia (Atlantic silverside), 573 nucleotides long. NCBI's taxonomy places the organism in Eukaryota, Metazoa, Chordata, Actinopteri, Atheriniformes, Atherinopsidae. The record is from the annotation of a GenBank genome assembly.